UGGCGAAAAUAACGAAAGGCAAAGGAAACGAAGAGGGAUGUUGGAAGCGAUAUAUUGCAGACUUUGCACCCGUUAUCGGGAUAAAGGAUUCUGACAACCCACUCGAAGCGCGUUCCGAAGACGCUCGGUUCGUGUAAAGAUAAGAAGAAUCUAUCAGGUGAAACUUGAAGUUCCCAUUGGAAGCUUACGUAGGAAAUGCAUGCAGCUUAGCAGCGAGACAGCAGUGUAGUACACGCUCCUUGGACUGCGUCUGCAACUACAUUUAAACCUGCUUCGUUCAUAAACAAAAAGAGGAGGGUUUUUCUUGCUUCUCCUCCUCGUCUGUUCUUUAUUCAGUCCUAUCAGCCAUUUUUUUUUCUUCACUUAUUGCAGCUCAUAUCAAAUCAGUUCCAGCCCAACUUGGAUUGGCCCACCUUCCUUCACUCUUCCCACGUGGUAAACUCUUCUCUCACGUGCCUCUCCAUCGGGUUCAGCUUCUCUCUCUUUCUGUCCGUAAAACUUGCAGCUUUUUUCUGAUUCUGAAGCUCCUAUCACUUCCCCAUAGGAGUACAAUAACGAAGAAACCUAACCCUUCAUUCAUAUUCUCUUAUUAUCUCUCUCUCUCUUUCUUUAAAGUUUGCUUGUUUAUUUAUUUCUCUAAGUUUCUUCUUUUGUAUAAAGCAAUCAGGGGGGCAUGCUUCAGUCCUCUCUGCGUACGCAAAACCGGCAAAACUAGCAAAAAGGAUAUCCCAAAGCUAUACAUCGACCGUUAUCGCUUAUAGAUAGGUAAACAGAGCAAAGGGCACUACGGACACUGCAAGCAGCAAGUGGAAAGACACAGAUUAUGGAAAAUGGUGGGAGCAUGUUCAUGGGGAACCGGGGGCAAACUGGUAAUAGCAGCAUUAAUCUCGCUUGGGAUAUGCGGGGGCUUAGCCCUACAACUGCUACGGUAUUUGAUUGGGGAGGCAACAAUAAUAAUACUACUAACGGCUUGAACUUGUACGCCACUAGUACUGCUACUACCGCCGCCGCCGCCGCCACCAGGGCGGAGACUACCGCCUCCUCCUGCAACGCGCUCCCUGAAAUAAGUACAGCCCACCCGCUCAUGUUUCUUCCUCACCAUGACAACGCUACUCUUGCCCACCACUUGAACCAGCAGCACGCUCUUUACACCGGAGACGGGUCUCAUAUGCACCCUGACCCUCAUCUCGUUUGUUUGAAGCUUGGCAAGAGGCACUAUUUCGAGGAUUCUACAGCUCUGACCGAGCGGCACGUGGCCGCUGGGUUCUCCAUUGGAAAGAAAGGUAAACCAUACUACAAUAAUAAUAAUCUCGGUGGUGGUGGCGGGGGCGGCGGCGGAAUAGGGCCUUCCUCAUCGACAGCGGUGCUGGGGCCUCCAGCGACGGUGCCAAGGUGUCAAGUUGAAGGAUGCCAUGUUGCGCUGGUCAAUGCUAAAGACUACCACCGGAGGCAUAAAGUUUGUGAGAUGCACUCUAAGGCACCCAAGGUGGUGGUGCUAGGAUUAGAGCAACGUUUCUGUCAACAGUGUAGCAGGUUUCAUGUGGUGUCAGAGUUUGACGACUCGAAGAGGAGUUGCAGGAGGAGAUUGGCAGGGCACAAUGAGCGUAGAAGAAAGAGCUCCCAUCACGAUUCUGCUUCCAGGAACUCUGCUCAAGAUAAUAAAUUGAUGACUGGGAGAUUUCCAUACCUAUCGUCGCCGACAGGACGUGCUCUCUCUCUUCUGUCAUCCAGGGCUGAUUCUUGGAUUUUCUCAUCUGAUCUCUCCUCAAGAUCUAGUGCUGCCUUGCGUGAGCUGAUUGCAGAAAAUCGUGCUGCCAUCCUGGCUCGGCAGCUCAUACUCGAUCGAGACUGGCAUUUGCACCACCAUGCAAUGGAAGACCUAGGAGACGCCCAACCUGGGUCCAGUUCUGUAGCAGUACAGCAGCACCCUUCAUUACCUGAGCCUCACGGUUGGGACAGGUUUCCUGUAACCGGUGCCCAAGUUACAUUAGACCUCAUGCAAGCUUCAAGCUCAGCAUUCGAAAUGUUGUCUGUGAGGGGGAAAACUAAGGAAGAGGAAGAAGAGUGUUCCGAGUUGUGGAAUUCCUUGCAGGGAACACACGUAGUUUAAAAUUCCCAUUAUUUAUUGGCUUGUAACAGUUUAAUUGCUUUGUUUUCUAGGAUGAUUAUUGAUUAUCGGGACUGUAUAAUUCAUUCAUAGUUUGAUCGCCAUUUCUUUGUAA
This is a messenger RNA of Theobroma cacao (cacao), 2222 nucleotides long. RefSeq lists its product as uncharacterized. Gene Ontology annotation, cellular component: nucleus. The record is from RefSeq and is a predicted model, not a curated record. NCBI's taxonomy places the organism in Eukaryota, Viridiplantae, Streptophyta, Magnoliopsida, Malvales, Malvaceae. Gene Ontology annotation, molecular function: DNA binding.